CCAAAAGAUACGCUUUUGGAGCAGCGAUGGAGAGAAGUGUGUAAUCUGCAGCCUUGUGUAGAUACAAACAAUUUGCGAGUUUGCUCGAAUCAUUUCAAAAAGGAUGAUUACAAGCCAUCAAGAGGCAUUUGCAAAUAUUUAUGGCCGCAUGCAGUUCCUGAAAUGCAAAAACAGUCAACUCAGAACAAUCAGUUGCCAGCGAAUGUCCCACCGAUAAGACAAAACGAAGUUCCACCAAAACAGCCGAACGAAUGUCCUUGCGCCACAAAAAAGCCACGGUAUGCAGAGCCGCGUUAUAUUUCGGAAAUCAGUACCCCACAUCUAGCAACGUCAAGACGUGCCAGUCGAAUACUUAAAUUUGUAAAGAACUCAUUUAAUAAGAAAACAAAGCUAAUAAAAGCUUUUCCAGAUAAGGCGCGAUAUCUACGCAAGCGUGUGACAAAAUUUGAGGAAUUAAUGCUACACUUACACCAAAAAGACUUGGUUAACGCCGAUGCGGCUGAAAUGAUGGCAAAUUAACAAUAUAAAUUUCUAACGGUACUAUUUUCGUUGAUUAGCUGAGAAGUG
Messenger RNA from Rhagoletis pomonella (apple maggot), 567 nucleotides. RefSeq lists its product as uncharacterized. The record is from RefSeq and is a predicted model, not a curated record. The transcript is spliced from 2 exons. The coding region runs from base 163 to 519 and encodes 118 amino acids. NCBI's taxonomy places the organism in Eukaryota, Metazoa, Arthropoda, Insecta, Diptera, Tephritidae.